AUGUCGACACGAAACGCACGCCUUCGCGACCUCUCCAUGCGCAUAUUUUACAAGAACUAUGCCUAUCUCAUGGAGGUUGAUGCAGAGGUAGAAGAGUACGGCCAGAUGAUGGAUGAGCUUCGCACUCUGUCCAAGAACAUCUCCAUUGAUUAUCUGUCUCUCAGCCCCAAAGACUUGCGAGAGGUGCACCUCAAGCGAGCCAUCAUGACGGAAAAGAUCAACACCAUUUUACCUCAAAAGCUAUUCCAACUUAUUACAGCCAAGAAGCAGUUUGAGUUAGAGGUUCUUGAACAGCACAAAGCACUGGAGGCCGAUAUCCGGGAUGGAGACGAAGAAGACAGUCAGGCGACGCCAAUUCCAGAGGGAUAUUUAUGGGCACAGGUCUGGUCCGGCUACGACAUCGACGAAAGAGUUUGCGACAUCCUUGCUAGAGCUCCUCGCUCUGUCUUACUAGCAUUUGCCGCAUUCUUUUCCAAGAAGAAUAUGGAGCUUCCUAUAUGCUUAGUGCCAUUCAUCGAGGCAGCUGCAUGUAAUAAGAUUGUGCUUCCAACAUCAAGCAAUCUUACUAAAGCUAGCCUGGGUCCGUAUUCGUUGAUGAGGAGCAUCGUUUGCUCUCCGAACUAUAAGGUGCCCGAGUUUUGUUAA
This is a messenger RNA of Giardia duodenalis, 645 nucleotides long. RefSeq lists its product as uncharacterized. NCBI's taxonomy places the organism in Eukaryota, Fornicata, Diplomonadida, Hexamitidae. The record is from RefSeq and is a predicted model, not a curated record. The transcript has a single exon. The coding region runs from base 1 to 645 and encodes 214 amino acids.